Capsella rubella is the source of this 1520-nucleotide messenger RNA. Its product is annotated as afadin- and alpha-actinin-binding protein. NCBI's taxonomy places the organism in Eukaryota, Viridiplantae, Streptophyta, Magnoliopsida, Brassicales, Brassicaceae. The record is from RefSeq and is a predicted model, not a curated record. Bases 136 to 1281 code for a protein of 381 amino acids. The transcript is spliced from 13 exons.
ACACACAUUCACUGUUUUUUGACUCACUUUUUUUUUAAUUUUUUGGAUUUUGGUGAAAAGUUGAAUUUGUCUCUUUCUCUUUUUCACUUUUUUCUCUCCGGCGUCAAUUUCACGGCGGAUACACGGCGGUCAACUAUGUCAUUGACUGUACCGGAAUUCGAUUUCAGAUUGACGUCGCCGCCUCAGUUUGGUUUUUCACCGAUCGGGGAGCAUAAUUUCGCCGAUGUUGAUAAUCUCGAGAACUGUGUCAAGUAUCUGAAUCAGAGCUUAGUCACCUAUGGAUUCUCAGCUUCGCUUGACCUCUUCGCUACCGAUCCUGUUUCGAUUGCGAGAACUUGCAAUUGUAUAUACGCUUUGAUCCAACAGAGGCAACGAGAUGUGGAAUUUAGAGAAUCUUCUAAUGAUCAGAGACAACGACUUUUAUCUGACAUGGCGAGACUUGAGGCAAAAGUUGAAAGGCUUGAGACUCAAUUGCAAUCUAAGGAGAGGGAACUUGGUUCUGUCACAAGAACGGAAGCCAAGAAUACAGCGGCUUUAAAGGCCCAUAACGAGAAGUUGCAGAAAGAGAGAGAUGAGUUUCAGCGGAUGGUGAUUGCUAACCAGCAAGUUAAAACCCAACAAUUACAUGAAACCAAGAAGAAAGAAAAGGAGUACAUUAAGUUACAGGAGAGGUUAAACCAAGUUUUGAUGGAGAAAAAGAAAGAAACGAGAUCAGGCAUGGAGAUUAUGAAUCUACUGCAGAAAGAAGGCAGACAGCGUGGGACAUGGAGCGGGAAGAAAGCUGACUCUGAUUUCUACAAAAAAAUUGUGGAUGCAUAUGAGGCGAAAAACCAAGAACUGAUGGCAGAGAACACUGAUCUGAGAGCGUUACUGCGAUCCACGCAGGGAGACAUGCGUUCUUUCUUGAAUGCUUCCGGAGGAUUAACCAACCAAUCUUUGAUAGCUAAUGGAAGACAAGGUGCAGACCCUUCUCAGUCUCCAUUGGGCGGGAAGACGGAUAUGUUCGACCUACCUUUUCGUAUGGCUCGAGGUCAAAUAGAAGAUAGUUUGCGCACGAAGAUGGUUUCCAUUAAGGAACGUAUGGGUCAGUUAGUAGAUGCACAAAAAGAAGUGUCUAUUACUUCAGAAGCGUCAGAGAGGGAACUUGAACUUGAAGCACAACUCGUAGAGGCACGCAGUAUUAUUCAAGAACAGGAAUCUAUAAUGUCUAAACAUUUACCUAAGACAGACCGGAGAAGGAACUCAGCUCCUCCGCAAUCUUCCAACGGACUGCGUGGCUGAAUGAUUAGAUUGUGAAUGCCAGGUUCAAAAUAUGAAAAUCUCUUCCUGUAAUUUCUCUUGUUUUAACAAAGAAAUGUCUUAUGUCUUUCGAAUCAAAUCACAGGAAGAUAACAUUAAGAGUUUAUAUAAAAAUUAAUAUGAAUGUGGAUUCGUGCUUGUAACGUUGUACAGAACAAUUGCUGACAGCAAGUUGCAAGCUUUUAGAGUAUUAUAGAUGAAUGAGUGAUUGGUUGUAAUCA